UUUAAUUAAAGGACAAUUUUAAUAUUUAAGUCUAUUAUUGUCCGCCCAAAUAUCAUCGGAAGACCACCUUUCCAGGAACGUAUUUUUCCGUUGAAGGCAAGGCAACAAUGGGGUGCCCAGAUCCUAUGAUCCUCGAUAAUAUGGAAAGCUUGCCGGAGCCGCUCUUCGUUUGAUUUCUCUAUUUGUUUCUGCGCCCAUAAGAAACCCUGAUACCUCAUCAUCGUAUAGCAUUUUUUUUUUUGGUUCCAUCUGAUUCUGAGUCAUUCUUUUGGAUCUCCUUGUUGAGUUAUGCUGAAUUUCUUCCGCUAAAAUUUGAGCUUUUUCCAUCAAUGAAGCAGAUGGAGGAUAAUGAAGUCUCCAUCAGAACAGAGCAUCAGCAAGAAAUUGAGAUGUCAAAAGCCUCUAAAGAAAAUGUUCUUACUAUGCCAUCACAGUUAUCUUGCUGUCACAUCUGUGCCUUCUCUCAGCAUGAGAUUAGCAGGUCAGAGUCAGAACAAAGAUCCAAGUCAAGUAGGAAACUGUGUGGGCUCAUAAUAUUUUAUCUAAUUUUCAUGGCAGUGGAGAUUGUUGGGGGUAUAAAAUCGAACAGCCUUGCAGUUCUCACAGAUGCAGCCCAUUUGCUCAGUGAUGUUUUUGGGUUCUCCAUUUCUCUUUUUGCGGUUUGGGCUUCAGGUUGGCGAGCAACAUCACAGCAAUCUUUUGGGUUCAAUCGUGUUGAAGUUUUGGGAGCCCUUUUUUCUGUGCAGCUCAUAUGGCUGAUCGCCGGGAUCUUAAUCUAUGAAGCAGUGAACAGAAUCCUGCACCAGCAUGCAAAGGUGAAUGGGAAGCUCAUGUUUGCAAUUGCAGCAUUCGGUUUUAUAAGCAACUUGAUCAUGGUGACAUGGCUUGGUCAUGAUCACACUCAUCAUGAUUGUGGGCACAAAGAUCAUGAUCAUGACCAUCAUGACUAUCAUGACCAUCAUCAUCAUCAUCAUCAUGAAAGUGACAAACCGUGCUCAAUGGAUGAGGAAGAGAGUACUAAACUGGUGUCGAGUUCCCCAGAAAAAACCAAAAUAUUAAACAUAAAUCUCCAAGGGGCUUACUUACAUGUCAUGGCUGAUCUGAUUCAAUCUGUUGGGGUAAUGGUCGCUGGUGGCAUAAUAUGGGCAAAGCCAGAAUGGUUGAUGGUUGAUCUGGUCUGCACUCUCUGCUUCUCUGUUCUCGUUCUAACAACCACCCUAACCAUGCUUAGAAAUAUAUUCAGUAUACUAAUGGAAAGGGCCCCGAUUGAAAUCGACAUCGCUGGGCUUGAAAAUGGUCUCAAGAGCAUCAAGGGAGUUCAGGAUGUUCAUGACCUACAUGUAUGGGCAAUAACGGUUGGGAAAGUUGUAAUGUCUUGCCAUGUAAUAGCUGAACCAGGAGCCACCUCCAGCGAAAUACUUGGUGAUAUUAGAGACUAUUGUGAAAAAACAUACAGAAUUCUUCAUGUAACCGUACAAGUUGAAUAGUGGUUUACAGAAAUUGUAGUUCA
Molecule: messenger RNA, 1510 nt
Organism: Vitis vinifera (wine grape)
Lineage: Eukaryota; Viridiplantae; Streptophyta; Magnoliopsida; Vitales; Vitaceae
Product: metal tolerance protein B
Exons: 3
Coding region: 330-1487 (385 amino acids)
Biological process (GO): zinc ion transmembrane transport
Cellular component (GO): vacuole; plasma membrane
Molecular function (GO): zinc ion transmembrane transporter activity
Source: RefSeq, a predicted model, not a curated record